Messenger RNA from Suillus subaureus, 752 nucleotides. RefSeq lists its product as uncharacterized. The coding region runs from base 57 to 329 and encodes 90 amino acids. Lineage: Eukaryota; Fungi; Basidiomycota; Agaricomycetes; Boletales; Suillaceae. Gene Ontology annotation, molecular function: protein binding. The transcript has a single exon. The record is from RefSeq and is a predicted model, not a curated record.
GAAACAAACAAUGCGCGCUCAUCUUCGAUUCCACCUUUCAAGCUGGAUACAGGAUUAUGCCUACCAUCACUGACCUCCCAGACGAGCUUUUGGAUGAAAUAGCCCAUCUAUUACCAAAGGGGACCCUAUCCUCCCUAUGUACCGUUUCAAAUCGCUUUCAACCCCGCGCGACGCGAUGGCUCUACCGGUGUCUGGCCCUGGCGGGUAACGGUGAAACGAUAAACAUCUGCAAGGUCCUCAUUUCAAACAAACUCGCUGCUAUCUCCGUUCGCAAAGUUCUCCUGUGGCCAGGUUUAGCAUUCUCUCGCCUAAGUCUCACAGGAGGGUAAGUGCUUGCCCCUCGUUACCUGCAUACGUGUAACCACGCUUGUUCAAUUCAACAGACCCUUUUAUCUCUACCUGUCCGCCUUUUACAAGCUGUUGUCCCGUGCCUUGGCUUGUGCGACAAAUGUGGAAAAUAUCCGGUUAAUGUUUCCCUACUGCGGAGCAUCUCUGUCGUUAGAUGCCUGCGCGUUCCCAAACCUUCAUUCAUUUGCCACCACAAUGGAACCCCAUACUCUUGCCUCGUUCGUCAGGAGACACCCACAGCUUCAGGAGCUGCAUAUAUCUCCGAGUGACCUGAGAUCCAUUCCAUUGUCAGAAUUCAGUGGAAUAUCCCUUUCCUCGCUGAAUUCGGUCUGCCUUCCCCAAUCUUUGCUAUUUAUAAUUGCUCCGGAUGCACCCCUACAUUCUGUUUUGUCUCCAGAGAUCGA